Molecule: messenger RNA, 2197 nt
Organism: Eleginops maclovinus (Patagonian blennie)
Lineage: Eukaryota; Metazoa; Chordata; Actinopteri; Perciformes; Eleginopidae
Product: heart- and neural crest derivatives-expressed protein 1-like
Exons: 2
Coding region: 299-874 (191 amino acids)
Biological process (GO): regulation of transcription by RNA polymerase II; heart development
Molecular function (GO): RNA polymerase II transcription regulatory region sequence-specific DNA binding; protein dimerization activity; DNA-binding transcription factor activity, RNA polymerase II-specific
Source: RefSeq, a predicted model, not a curated record
UUGAAGCAAAUCAGAGCAGCCUCUUCAUGAAAGACGAAGCAGCGGAGCCCAACACAUCGCCGAGAUUUGUUCUCUGGAAUUAUACACUUUUUUUACGGCCUCUUUCGUUGAAAUCACUUUCAGAAUGACGACCAUGUAAAGUUAGUGUGCGGUUGGCUAAUGCAUUCAAGGGAAUACAUAUAUAGAUAUUGAAUGAGUUCUGUUGGCUGCCGAGCAGAGACCGUUUUGGGGCAGCACCGGAGACAGACCGAGGGCGAGGGAAAACACGGCAAAGACCACUUUCGUUAACCCGCUCAACAUGAAUCUCAUCGGGGGCUACCAGCAUCACCACCACCUGAUGCACGAGCCCUUCCCGUUUGUCCAGCGGUGUCACCAGGAUGCACCGUACUUCCAGAGCUGGGUGGUGAACCACGGCGAGAUGCCCCCGGACUUCCAGAUACAGACCCCUUACCCGGCCGCGGAGCACGGAGCGCCGGGAACGACGCACGACGCAAGGCUGGAGGGGCUCCAGGCCGGGAUGGGGAAGAGGAGAACGUCGGGGCCGAAGAAGGAGCGCCGGCGGACGGAGAGCAUCAACACAGCUUUCUCCGAGCUCAGGGAGUGCAUCCCAAACGUUCCGGCGGACACAAAAUUGUCGAAAAUUAAAACUUUACGACUGGCCACCAGUUACAUCGCCUACCUGAUGGAUGUCCUGGCCAAAGACACCGGGGAAACGGAGGGCUUUAAGGCCGAAAUUAAGAAAUUUGAAAACCGUGAUAUUAAGAGGAAAAGGGAGCAGACUGACGGGCUGCAGGAGGCAUUAGGAGCCGAGAAGAAGGCGAAGGGCCGGACCGGGUGGCCGCAGCAGGUCUGGGCUCUGGAGCUCAACCAGUGACCUCCCUCCUCCACGACCCCCCCACCCCCCCCCCCUAAAACACCCCGAGACUCUGGAUUCAAAUCAGAUUAAAAAAACCACUGCCUGACUGAACCUAAGACACCGCUGUGCAAGUGCAAUGAAGCACAAAAUGAGAGAAUUAAAGGACAACAUGCUAACAAGGUGAGGAGGAGAACACCAUGGACACGUUGUUGAUCGUUUCUCUCCCGGUGUGGUUUCAGACAAUUCUGACUGUAGGUGUUUGAUAUUUGUGGUACUUCAGUUUUUUGAUGUUCGUACUGUAGACCAGAUGUUGCCACGAUGUCAAAACACGUUUGUCUCCCCGAAAAAUGUGUUUUUAUCUGGUGUCUUGAGUGGUGCUGUUUAGAAACAGCAUUGCAGAGCAAAAUAAAUAAACAAAAAAACCAAACAUUUUUUACACUUAUUUUGGCUCAGCUGGGUUUGAUCUGCCCGAAAUGUUUGGUAAUUUAUGACAAAUUAGUCACACUAGCUGCAUGGCAGAGUACACCAUUUUAAUAUCGAUAUUUUUGUGCAAUCAGAAAGCAGUUAUAGGUAAAUUCUCUUUUAAUACUUUGCCAAAUUAUAACAAAAAAAAAUAUUCUGGCAUGGACUAAGCUACUUUACUUUUUUUGCUACGUGAUGCCACGAAACAUUCAAACUAUCAAAUAGACUCCUAUAUAAACCCGAUUUACUUUCAUUUGUUUUCCAAUGCUCAUUAUAACAGUGUUGAUGGUUGGUAAAAUGUCAACUGACAACAAAUUAGAAAACUGACCAUUGUUAAAUCACACAAACUUAUUUUAACUACAAGGCAAUUAUGAAUUCACCAAUAAACGAAUUGGCUGAAAUGUGAUCUCGUAUGAAACGGAAUGAAAUGAAAAUAAAUCUCGAAAAAUAAUUGAUGUCCUGGUGGGAGCCGAGUCCAGAGGAAACACAUUUUUGAGGGGAAGCUUUUAUUCUUUUUUUGUCACCGAUUUUUCCCUCUGAAUUAGGCAGACAGAAUAUUAACAGUAUUAUUAACCAAGUAUUUGUGGUUGGAUAUGGUACAAAAAACAAAAACAAAUGGAGUCUUGACUGUACACUUUACCGGCUGUUGUUGAUGUUUCUUGUUGAAAUUUAUUGAAUUUACUGAAUCUACCUCAAAAUUAAUGUCACUGUCCUUCCUGAGACACAGAAUGUUCUGUUAACGCACAGCUUUCACUCCGACAAACAUUAAAACUAAAACAAGGGAUAAAUGGUUUAUUUCUGUGCGAUAUGUUGAUUGAAAUGUACAUUGGAUGUGAAGUUAUAUAUUGUUCCGUAAAUAAAUGAAUUAUUUUAAGUCAC